Messenger RNA from Mytilus californianus (California mussel), 5327 nucleotides. RefSeq lists its product as uncharacterized. The record is from RefSeq and is a predicted model, not a curated record. Lineage: Eukaryota; Metazoa; Mollusca; Bivalvia; Mytilida; Mytilidae. Bases 1394 to 4108 code for a protein of 904 amino acids. The transcript has 9 exons.
UGAGCAUUUUCAAUAUGAGUCCAAUCUUUUAUCUUGUCUUUAUCCGGAAAUCCUCACGGGAAUCCACAGAAUAUUACGUCCAAUAGGUCACAAUUUAGUAUGAUGUUGUUAGUAAAUAAAAGUGUCAAUCCAACUGCUGAGAAUGUUGAUGUCUAUCGAUGUCUAAGUCUAUCUCUAACUUUAGGGUCUGCAUACUUGUAUAUAUACUCAAACGGAAACUUCUAGAUAUCGGUAGAUAUUUAAAUUGCGCAUCUUUUGUUAUGAUCAUUCUGGAAACGUUAUGUAAGUGAAAUAGAAAGUUCUAAUCAUUCCAUGAGUAUCAAUGAUUGUUCCAGUUAUUGCUAAACUGCAUAGUUGUAACACAAUGUGUAUUAUUUUGUACACAAUAGAAAAAUAUAUAAUAGGCCACACAAAACAAAUUAAGCCAACUAAAUAUAUAUGAUAGUUGCAAUAUCAUAACAGUAUUCACAGUGUAUUUACGAGUUUUGGGCAUCGAUACAUCUAUGGAAUCUUUGUUUAUAAUAAUUUGAAUGUAUUACUUGGAGUCUUUAAAAAUAAUUAAAACUCGCCAAACAACAGACUUCAUAGCGCCAUCAAAUUCGGUAUAAGGAAGACAACUUGUGAUUUUCAAGUCGCACAUGUCAACAUAAAUGUCUACUGACAAAGAAAAUCGAGAUAUUCAAAGUGACGGAGGACUAAUACUGUUGAUGAUUUAAAUGAAAUAAAUAGAACGGCGUCUUUGUACCUCCAUGGCUUUCACAUUCAAACCAAUUAAUCAGGAAAUCGUGCAAUUGUUUGAAUAUAAUUUGACGUUGAUUUGCGUUAUGAGGAUUUUGCGUAACCACUCAGCUGAUUUGUAUUCCUUUAAUUUAUUAUGAGUCUUCGGUAGGUUUAGGAGUGGAAAUUAAAGGGUGAUUUCUUGCUACUCUUUUAAUUUAAAAUAUUCAAAAGUUAAAAUCAGAUGACGGAUAAGUGGAUUGUAAGAAAACGUAUGACGCUUGGUCUGCUGGAGAUCAUCAACCGUUGUUUUGUUAACAAGACCAAUUCGUUAUUUUUGUGUGAGUGACUUUUGUUUUUUGAAAAGAAUCAAAAAUAAGCUCUAUAAUUGCUAAUUAAUAUUUUGUUGACCGAUAUCUUUAUUUAUUGGCCUAGAAUCAUUCUUAAACAUAUCCUAGAUUAGGCCCUGUAUGGAGAUAAUUGACAUAGUUUCAUUGAUUAAUUAGAUGUUUUGCUUUGCUUUAUACAUUUUCAGGUUGACCUAAACGGAUGUCUUCUCGACUGUAAAGAUGUCAAAUCGUGUGAAAAUUCGUGCCCAAAAGGCUCACUUCUCUAUAUAUCAUCAACAGUCAUUAAUGCAACUCCAUGUGAAAAUUCAGGUUUGACAGAAAGUGAAAUGACUACUAUAACACAUUCAAGUACACAUAGUUCUCAGAGAAUUUUCGUUAACCAUUCAAUAACUUCAACUACGUCAGUCCCACCUGUGAACGUAACGGGUCUUAUCAAUGAUUUACAUGUUUAUCUGAGUUGUGUCAACAAAUGUCCAAGUGGAUACUAUAUGAAUCAAACUAACAAAUCAUGUUUAGCGUGUGAAGAAGUUUGCCAAAAUUGCAACAAUUUCAACGAAAGUCUUCUUACUAUAUGCACAUGCAACAUUUCUGAAGGAACAUGCUUCGCUUCAAUAAGUGUUUCUUACAAUAGUAUUAUCGUUAGUGCAACUGCAUUGUUUAUUUUCUUAUUACUUAUUAUUUUACGUUUAUGUCUUGACAAAUGUGAAAAGCAACUGAAGAUAGAAAACAUUUACCAAGGAAAUCUCGCAGAGAAAGAUGUUUAUGUCUUCGACAAUUUACAUAGAAGUAAAAAGCAUAUAUGUUUAAUUGGAGAUCAGAAUGUAAGAAAUGAAGACGUUUUAGUAGAUAUACACAGCGGUGCAUAUAGUAAUGACAAUGUUGAAGCGUCCACACCUUGGGUCGAAGAUGGUGACGAGCAAUGUCUUCAACUCAAAUACAGAAAUAAUAAGUAUAACGAUGACACAACUGUAUUUGCUAAAGCCAUUCUAACUAAAGAGAGAAGCCAACAAAGAUCGAACAAAGAGAACAAACAUUUGCAAGCUGCAGAACUAUCUUUUUCAAUAGACGAUGAGUCUCAUCGUCAAUCCAGUAGUCCAGAACCUGCAUAUUUAGAAAAUACUAGUUUCUCAAAUAAUUCGGGUAGCGAUAAACCAGAUUUGUGCAAAAAUAAAGAAAAUAACUGCAGUUUUGAUAAUAACAUACCUGGGCUGAAUCACGACAAUAGACAGAGCUCUUUCCAUAAUUUGCCGAAAUCAAUUUUGUCUGAAUUUGAUUUUGGACGUGUUUAUAAACGAAUAAGCACAGAUUCAAAGCCCGUGAGAGUUACAGAAAUGAGCCAAAAAAGUUGCAUCAAUGACAACGAACAUGUACAAUCGGAUUUUCGUCUUUUUUCAAACGACAAGGAUUGUUCUCUAAAAUCUAGUGGCACAGAUUCUGAAGCAAUCAGUCAGUCUGAAUAUGACUCGGGCAGAAAUAUUUCAGGAGAUCUUGCAACAGUUGAUUUAAUUUGUGAUGGUACUCAUUUGCACUGUUUUGUGGAUAAACGACUUAUAAAUAAUUACAAGGACUACUUACAAAGAACAGUUAACGAUGACAAGGUGGCCAUAAAUGAGUUGUUUUAUAAAUUAGAUGAAAUAACAAUUGAGUGGAAAAUGAAAUCAGAGUAUUUGAUAAUUAUCUCAUUAAUGAACGCUCAUCAUGAAUCACUUUUAUUCAAAGAAAUACUGCUUACUGCUGUUGAGAACAAAUUAUCAUUUGUUUGCCGUUGGUUAUUGUCUCACUUUCAGUAUGAAGACGAAUGUAUCGUUCAAGUAUUGUCUAAAUCUUUUGAAGUUGGAAAUAAUGGAACAAUUAAAACCUUGGCUUGGAAAGUUACAAGACAAUUCUACAAGAAAUAUAAAAAGUUAUUGGAUGACAAUGCCAUCGACAUAUAUCCAGCAUAUAAGUGCGAAUGUCACAAUGCAUGUACGAAAAAAGUAUGUUUGCUUACAGGAAAAAAGAUAAUAGCUAUUGAAUGGAAAGGAAAUGAACGUUCUUGUAUGCCGGCUGCAUUUUUUUAUUUUGAUAUAAAAUUAUUCAGCUGUGAUAACGUUUGUAAAACAGGAAAUGCAGCGACUGACGAAAUGAAAGAUAUUAUGUCAAAAAUAUCAGACAAUAAUGGGUCUUCUUCGAGCAGUCUACUAAUGAAUCAAAUCGAUGGUCAAAUUGCAUCAACAAUGUUUGAACAACACAGAAAUCUAUCUUUGAUUUGUCCUUCAUUCAUGAAGUCUACAAAUUAUGGUUUUGAUCAUAAAGUUUCACAAACAUUUUGCAUUCAACUAUUUUGUAAAAGAAAAGGGUACAUUCCUCUCGGUGAAAACCAUUUUCCAUCGAUCAUCAAAGGCCAACUAACAGAUGUUUUGCAAGGCCAUAGCUAUUUGGCCUCAACCCCGUUACGAAUAGGAGAUAAAAUAGGCACUGAUACUAUGUGUGGAACUUUGGGAGGUUUUUAUCGAAUUGCAGGAAAGUUUAAAUGCUUUUUGACAUGUGCCCAUGUGUUAUACAGCCUUCCAACCUUGUUAGCUCCUAAAGAUGACCCUAGUUAUGACGAGGAAAUUAAAGUUUUUUUGGAUCGUCAGAAAAGUAAAAGUCAUUGUGGUGACGUUUUCCGUGGAGUUUUCAACCAUGAUGAUCCUAACAAAACCAGUGUGGAUGCAGGCUUAGUCAUAAUAAAACCGUCUGACUUUUUCAUCGAUCCUAACGAUAUUGUACGAGACAUCAAUGGGGCUCCUCAUCCAGCCAGCAGCUUAAAACUAACUUCAGAAUUCGUGAAUCGGCAUUCCUGCGAUCAUAUGAAAUUGUGUUGUACCAGAGAAACUGUGCCGAUUGUUGCUCAAGGUGCAUCUACAAAAAUAGACGAUAAAGUGACAUUCCAGCGACCAACACAUACCGACGUAUGUUUUCAAGAUAAUGGUCAGUUUAUUGGUCAUGCAAAUGGGUUAACCUUUCAUCCACUAUUAAUCACUCAACCUGCUCACAUGCAACUACAAGUCGGACUCUGACCGAGAAGCGGAUUUUUACAAUGUACAAUCAAAUGGUUAUGAACAUUCCACUCCAACUGGGGGAUUCAGGAACAUGUAUUUACAUCACUGGAGACACGAAAGAGAAAUCUGGAUGUGUCGGUAUGGCAAUUGCCUUCUGUUCGAAGUCAGGAUUAUCACUGGUUACACCUAUGCAGGAAAUCAUUCGCGCAAUAAAUUAAUGACAACGGAGUCAAAUUCUGCGCUGCACUUUUGUAUGUCUUCAUGAUAAAACUGUUUACUUUAGAAAAUAGUUGUGUAUGUCUAGAUCUGAUAUAAGCCUAUAAUGAAUGAACAUCAACCAAAGAGGUUAUGUCUUUUUAGUUCACUACAUACACGUAAUACCAUGAAUACAAAGAUUAUUUUUUUUGUUUCAACUGAAAAUUAAUUAUGCUUAUUUUUUAUAUAUAAUAGGCAAAAAGUUUCAAGUUUACUGUACACUGUUCACAAUUUAAAAGAAAACUUUAUAAUAUAGGUAAAGUUUGUUGCAUGCCGAAACAUCCGUAAUAUAUAGAUUUUAUUCCGUAGUUAUCAAUUGAUUAUUUUCAUUAUCCGCCAUAUGGAUAUAUCCCAACAUUGUACAAUGUUUGUUAUAAUAACGACACUGAUGCGUCUAAUAUUUAUUAUAACAACGUGUAUUCUAUUGCUUUUGAAAAAAAAUGUAUUAACAAAAAUACCUAAAUCUAAGGUAAAUUCAGAAAUCGGGAAGUCAAUAAAACCUGAUGACAAAUGCAUACGUUAGACUAUAUUGAAUGGGAAACAACUGUCAUAUUCCUAAUUUAGUACAGGCAUUUCUCGAAGAAAAUGGUGAGUUAAACCUGGUUUUAUAGUUAGCUAAACCUCCCAUUUGUAUGACAGUUGUUUAUUGUUCCGUUAUAUUGACAUAAUUGGGCGAGCAACCCAAACGUACAUAACUGGUUGAUGUGACGAUAAUUGGGAUCAAUCAACAAAAACUGUGAAAACAUACAUCACAAACAUGCAAAACAACCGAAUAAAAUGUUUUAUUUUUAUUAUUAGUUUAUUCAUAACAAACACAUUGUAAAAUUGUGUUGCUUUUUUUAAUAAAUGACUGAAAAGUCAUUUUGAUGUUAAAAAUUGCCAAAGGUUUGUUUAGAUUGCUACGGAUAUGUUUGUGAUCUUAUGUGUUUAUCUUAUUUGGAAAGUUAGACUAGACGCAAAAUAAAUAUACUUAAACAACUAA